Messenger RNA from Anolis sagrei ordinatus, 3666 nucleotides. NCBI's taxonomy places the organism in Eukaryota, Metazoa, Chordata, Lepidosauria, Squamata, Anolidae. The record is from RefSeq and is a predicted model, not a curated record.
CGGGGAGGCGCCAGACGUUCAGCUAGGCGCUUCAGUCUUUGCUUGGAAGCCUGACAUGGUCGGAAGAGGAGAGGCGAAGCGCGUCUAGAGAAAGGCAAAAGCAGGACCAGGGAUGGUUUGGUGAAACCGAAGAAGGAGCGAGGCCUUGAGGCACAACUUUCCCCAAAGUUCGGCUUGGGUUCCAAGGCUUUGGAGUAUUCCAAUGGCAUCUUUGACUGCCAGUCCCCGACAUCUCCAUUCAUUGGGAGCCUGCGUGCCUUGCAUCUGGUGGAGGAUUUGCGUGGUGUGUUGGAGGUGAUGGAAGUGGAUGAAAAAGAAGGACUGCGGUGUCAAGUUCCAGAUUCGACAGCAGAGAUUUUGAUCGAAUGGCUACAGAGCCAAAUGACUAAUGGACAUAUAUCUGCCAAUGGAGAUGUGUAUCAAGAGAGGCUUGCACGUUUGGAAAAUGACAAGGGAUCUCUAGUUCUGCAAGUGAGUGUUCUUACUGAUCAAGUUGAUGCUCAAGGAGAAAAGAUAAGAGAUUUGGAACUAUGCCUAGAAGAACACAGGGAGAAACUGAAUGCCACAGAAGAAAUGCUACAGCAGGAGCUAUUAAGUAGAACAUCUCUUGAAACUCAAAAACUUGACCUUAUGGCUGAGGUUUCCAACUUGAAGCUCAAGCUAACUGCUGUGGAAAAAGACAGGUUAGACUAUGGAGACAGAUUCCGAGACACAGAGGGUUUGAUGCAGGAAAUUAAUGAAUUACGCUUAAAAGUGGGAGAAAUGGAUAGUGAGAGAAUUCAAUAUGAGAAAAAAUUUAAAUCUACCAAAUCUUUAAUGGCCAAACUUUCUAGCAUGAAAAUCAAAGUGGGCCAGAUGCAGUAUGAAAAGCAGCGGAUGGAACAAAAAUGCCAAAUGUUAAAGGAAGAACUAGCAUCUUUAAAAGAUAAAUUACAACAAAAAGAAGCAGAAAUAAAAUGCUUGCAAGAAAAACUGGUUCACCCGGUGAAGGGAGAAGUGCUUGACAUAAACGACAGAGAUGAAAAAUGUAAAAAGAAGCUGAAAGACAAAAAUAUUGAAGUACAGAAAAUGAAGAAGGCAGUAGAAUCUCUAAUGGCAGCAAAUGAAGAAAAGGAUCAGAAGAUAGAAGAACUUCGACAGUCUCUUAAUCGGUAUAAGAAAGUGCAAGAUAUGGUGAUACUGGCUCAGGUCAAGAAAGGCAAGAAUGAUGAAUGUGAGGACUUGGCAAAUUCAGGAUCCAUUUCAGUAGCCUUGUCAGAUGAUGCACAGAAUCUAAGUGAACCUGAGAAGAGUCCAUCUCCUACAGGCUCGCCAAACCAUGAAGAGUUUAGAGCAAAAACUCCUGAAGAGGAUUCACUACAGAUCCACACUAGUGUUUUUCAAGUUUCCAUUCCUUCUUUCUCACCAUCAUUCAAACAUUCGGACGAACCUACUGAUAAAGUAAAUGCCCAGUCGGAAAUGGAAGUUAGAGAUCAAGUCAGUGAGAAGAACACACCAGUGUCCUCUAUAGAAUCACAGCUAGGUGAUACCAAAUUAACUUCAGCCCUGCAAAAAUCCAGUAGCUUGGGAAACCUGAAGAAAGAAUCAACUUAUGGCAAAGAGCCUGGACAGAAGCAAAAGGAGAGCAAAAUGCCCACCGAUUGUAGCAAAUACGGGACCCUCCCUUCCAAAUCCUCUGGAGAAGAAGAUGCCUUUGGAACCCGUAAAGCCCGGUCUUCAUUUGGGCGAGGCUUUUUCAAGAUCAAAAGUAACAAGCGGACUGCAAGUGCACCUAACUUGGUGGAGACAGAAAAAGGAUCUGCAGAUCAUUUAGAUCUGGCUGGCUUGCCUCCUCGAUCUAAAGGUACAGUCGGUGAGGCUUUGACUCCGCCCUCUCCUGACUCCAAAAAGAAAGCCAGAGGAAUCAAGAAACUGUUUGGAAGACUCCGACGGAGCCAAUCUACUACUUUCAAUCCAGAUGACAUGACUGAGACUGAGUUCAAGAGAGGAGGAACAAGAGCAACUGCGGGUCCAAGAUUGGGCUGGUCGAGAGAUCUUGGGCAAACCAACAAUGAUUUGGACAUGCCAUUUGCUAAAUGGACAAAGGAACAAGUCUGUAACUGGCUUCAGGAUCAGGGUUUGGGUUCUUACAUAGGCAAUGGAAAACACUGGAUACUCUCUGGUCAGACUCUCCUGCAAGCUUCACAAUCUGAUUUGGAAAAGGAACUUGGAAUAAAGCACCCACUGCAUCGGAAAAAACUUCAACUUGCCCUGCAGGCAUUAGGGUCAGAAGAAGAGAACAGCCAUGGGAAACUGGAUUACAAUUGGGUGACAAGAUGGUUGGAUGAUAUUGGACUGCCUCAGUAUAAGACACAGUUUGAUGAAGGAAAAGUGGAUGGGCGAAUGCUUCAUUAUAUGACAAUUGAUGACUUACUACCUUUGAAAGUUGUGAGUGUCCUCCACCACCUGAGCAUCAAGCGUGCCAUCCAAGUCCUAAGGAUAAAUAACUUUGAACCCAACUGUCUGCGCAGAAGACCUUCCGAUGAGAAUAACUUCACGCCGUCAGAGGUUUCCCAGUGGACCAAUCAUCGGGUGAUGGAGUGGCUGCGUUCCGUUGAUCUUGCAGAAUAUGCUCCUAAUUUGAGAGGGAGUGGUGUUCACGGUGGGCUAAUGGUUUUGGAACCUCGCUUCAACGUAGAGACCAUGGCGCAGCUACUGAAUAUCCCUCCAAACAAGACGCUGCUGAGGCGGCACUUGGCAACUCACUUUAAUUUGCUGAUUGGGCAAGAGGCCCAGCUGCAAAAACGCGAAGCUAUGGAAUCGCCAGAUUAUGUCCUCUUAACAGCUACAGCCAAAGUAAAGCCAAAGAAACUCGCUUUUAGUAAUUUUGGAAAUUUAAGAAAGAAGAAGCAGGAUGAUGGGGAAGAGUAUGUGUGUCCAAUGGAAUUGGGACAGACAUCAGGGAUUGGAUCAAAGAAAGGGUUCAAGACAGACCUAGAUAUGAGAGUGUAUGAUGAUGAUGACCUAGACAGACUGGAACAGAUGGAAGAUUCAGAAGGUACCGUGAGGCAAAUAGGGGCGUUCUCCGAAGGCAUCAACAACUUGACUCACAUGUUAAAGGAAGAUGAAAUGUUCAAAGACUUUGCUACACAUUCACCUAACACCAGUAUCACAGAUGAAGAUUCAAAUGUGUGACAGUAUCAAUGCUGAACCCAUCUGUUUUGUGAUGUCAAAUGCCAACUUUGUAUGUAAUUGAUACAGUGCAUCAAGUAAUUUGGGUCACUUUUGCUUCAAACAGACAAUUUUCAGGGGAUCAGAAGGACAAGAGGUGCCUAUAGUAAACUUGCCAUAAAUAAGGGGAGACAACACCCUAGGUAGUGGGGGAAAGAUAUUAUUUAUCUUUAAUGUAGAAACUGGUUAUAUAUUUUAGAGCAUCUCUUGGAUAUGACCGUAUUGCCAUAAUACUCCUGUAUUCCUGUACAUAAUGUGCCAUAACACCUAUCUCCAAACGUGUCUUUCUCUCUUCUUCUUCGAGUAAUAGAAAAGAAAAAAGAAACAGCUACAGAUCUGGAAUCAGCAUUCAUUUUAGAUAUUUCUGCUGCAACAACAAAACCAUCCUUGAGGUUUUUGAUAUCCUGUAUGAAUAGCUGAUGAAAAGUAAAUAACACUCAUCCCUGAUAUAAAAAA